ACUUCUAAAUAGUUUGAAUCAGAAUUAAACUUGUUGCUCGACAGUGAGUGUGUCAGUCUGCAUUCUGCUGCUUUCUGUGGACUAAGCUCGAGAACAUUAUUUACAGUGAGCCUUACAUGAAAAGGAAGUUUAUUCUACAAUUUGCUACAGUUAAAAGAUGACUAAAGUGCUCGAAGCAUCAUCGAUGGAUGUCAAUACAAGAUUCAGCAACAGUUUGUUGCCAAAAUAUGAGGAGCGCUUUCUGGAUUUUCAUAAUAACUGGGCUGGAGAUGUUGACAACUUCUUGUACCCAGACAACACUCCCUAUGAGACAAGUAUGAUCAGCAUCUUGAACGACAACCUGAGAGCCUCUCCUGUCUCACCUCUUACAGCCUCCCCGGAGUCUCCUUCCGCUCACAGCCUGCCUUCUCCUUCCACAUCGACCACAAGCAUGAGUCCUACCAACGGUGCCUUCUUAUCAUCACCUUCACAGAUCUCAGCAUCUUCUCCACACAUGGGUUCUCCCUCCCUUGGCAGCCCCAGCUCUUCCAGCUACGCCAGCAGCAUCUCCCCAGCCCCAGCUGACAGCAUUUAUGAUGAACUGUUGGACUUGGACUUCAUCCUGGACAACACUGUUGCUGUUGAGACCAGCAUGUACGAUGAGAAUGGGAGUGGCUGCCAAGUGAAAAUCAAACAGGAGCCAGGAAACGUGGGCAGUGAUGGUCUUCCAGACUUCCCUUCCACGUUUUUAGAUAUCCCUGACAUUAAGUUUGAUGAUGAUAUGAGCAAUACCAUCAUGUCUCUGAACUCUAUUGUAUCCAGCAGUGGUGCAAGCACAAAGAACACUAGCCCCAACCCCAGCAUUUUCUCCUCCAACGCUUCACCAAUGAACACCUCUUCACCUAUGUCGCCUUCCCUGAUGCAACAGCAACAUCGCCAGCAGCCUCAGCAACCGUCCUCUCAACAGCAACCGAUCGGCAACACCCCUUCCAUGACGGAGUUCAAGAUGCCAAAGCACGAGUUCCCUCCCCUCCCACAAUCCUGCAACUCCUACAGAGUCCCUAGCAACCAACUCCCCCCUCCCCCUCCCCAGAACAGCCACCUUGUGUUCCCCUUGUCUGGCAACCACCUGUCCCCUCCCUCCUCCCCUGAGAACCAGGACGUCAAUGGCACAAUGCGCAGUCUCAAGAUGAGCCCCCUGCCCCCGAUGUUCCCCAUGGGACACCCGCACCAACAGAUGAUCAUGAGACCCCAGCACCUGAUGGGAAAGAUGGGACCCCACCCUCUGGGACCCCACGGCUCCCCUCACCAGCUGAUCACUCCCCCGUCUUCCCCUCAACUGGACCACCUCCUCAUGCCACAGCCUCAGAUCGACACCGCCGCCCAGCCCAAGAAGCGAGGUCGCCGCACAUGGGGCCGCAAGAGGCAGACCAGUCACUCCUGCUCCCACCCAGGCUGCAACAAAACCUAUACCAAAAGCUCACACCUGAAGGCUCACCUGAGAACCCACACAGGAGAGAAGCCCUACCACUGCACAUGGAAAGGUUGUGGCUGGAAGUUUGCCCGCUCUGAUGAACUGACCCGCCACUACAGGAAGCACACUGGUGACCGCCCCUUCCAGUGCCACCUCUGUGAGAGAGCUUUCUCCCGCAGUGACCAUCUGUCGCUCCACAUGAAGAGGCACAUCUAAGAAGGAGGACCUGAUCACUCAUGGUGCCUCAGUGCAUGAACUCUGUAUCAAGAACUGAAACCAGUUCGGCAGCAGAAGCAGGUGAAGCAGCAGUGCGAUGACCCCCCACUGCACCCACCACCCCCUUGGAGACCCACGCUGUAUAUUUUUAUUUGUCAACGUUUAACCGAGUUAUGACAUUUUUGACUGUUUGCUCAGUACUUUCCCUCUUUGUUUCAUUUCGACUCAAGAGGUUUUGUAUCUGUUGUUGAAUGAGUAACAUAACCAGGUGGAUGAAUUCUGUUCUUGGUAAAGGUUGUUGUUUUCGAUACAACAUCCUGAUUUGGUAUUGUCACCCCUGGUUGCUAAGUUACAUAACGGUUGACAGGGUCUAUUUUUGCUUCUCGGACACAUUGUCCCUGUAAGUUUGGCAAGUAACCCACUGGACAAGCCCACAAUUUGACAAACAUACUCAUAUUUAAUCACGAUUUUUUUCCUCUCUUUUUUCUGUAAACCUGGCUGGUUCAGGUUUUCUGAAGAUUUUUUAAAAAGUGAUUAAUGUUCAUUAAUUUUGUUUUGCUACAGCAUUGGUCAAGCAGCUGGUCUGCUGACUGUGAUGAUGUUGUCACUAAUGAUCACUUUUAUUGUCUUUGAUUAUUUUUUCUGUGACGUUUGUCCUAGUGGUGCCAAACUUGAAAUGGUAGAAGCUUUCCCCACGCCUGGGUCUCCUACACAACGCUUGUGCUGGCCAGGCCAAGCCGAGAUAGGAGCCCUAGUGAGGUGAAAAGAAGCUCCAUUUUAAAAUUAUUUUAUUUUGCUUUUUUCUUCUUAUACUGUAUUAUAUUUUUUUAGUCAUGACAAUUAUUACUACUGUGUACUGCAUAUUCUUACGUUUCAUCAUAGUUUAUGACAAUUUAGAAUAUCUUACGUUUUCACUUUUUCUUGUGUAGCUAAACUUUGACUUUGUCACUCUGUGUAGACUCUUCAUAUGUUGUUCUUUUUACUUGUUUGAGUUGUACAUUGUUUCUCAUCAGUUCAGUGCUGAGCCUAAAAACUUCGGGUUCCUGGUGUUAGUUUAGGUAGUGGACAUUCAAUUAUUAACUCUUAAGUUACCAGUUAUUGUAGCUAGAAAAUAACCAUACCGUAAUAAUCAAACAAAACUACACUAUAAAGGUUAGUCUGUAAAUAAGUUGUAAGACUAUGUAAUGAUCUAAUUCCUUAAUUAGUUGGUUAAAUGAACCUGUAAGUAGAAUGUAAAGUAACAAUGUGGGGCAGGACCUUCAAUAGUUAACACAUUUACAUCAUUUAUUCACAAUAAGCCCACGAGGCUUACCAACAAGUAAACUCAAUUUUUUGUUUAUGUAUUGGUCAUCAGUUCUACUCCAUUGAACUGCUUGUUUCAUUUGCAGCCUAAGUUUUAAUUUUGGUUUUGCUUGCUACACAUUUACAGUUCCAUAAUGGAUGAUGACCAAUCAUUUACUAAACGUACUGCACAUUUGCAGAAAUCUCAAACACAAUAUUCAUGGGAGAUCAUGGUGUCUAUUCACCGAAACAUGUAAUCAUAUUAGACAAAUAUCUAAUCACAUUUUAGCUAAUAAAUUAAGAUACUCUCAGCAAAUAAAAAACGAAUUAACCAGCAGGACUGGUUCUGAAUGGUUGGGUAUGGUAAAUAAGGUGAGAGAGGGAAUCCAGUAUUUUAAUUAUGCACUCGUUGCACAUUGUAUUAAUUUAAAAGAGGGUGCAUGGAAAAUGCAUUUAUGAUUUUUUUUUAAAUAUAAAAAUCCGAAUUUGCACCCCUUACGUUAUAAUGCACUCUGUACUCUAUAACAUAAUUAGUUGCUUUUUUUUUCUUUUGCCCAAGGCCGAUUCAUGAAAAAGCAAAACUUUGCUGGAUAGCCUUUUCUUUAAAAAAAAAAUUAAAGAGUGAUGUUUCAAAUCACAAGCAAAUUGAAGAAAAAAUCAUAACUAAUUUAUGUAAGUUGUUUUCAUCCUUUUGCAUUUAUUUUCCCCUCCCCUAAAAGCUUGAGGCAAAAUUUGCUACAAGAGAGAUUUCCAUUGUUCAGUAAUCAAAGUAAGGCUCUAACAAAAUAUUGUUCCGAGUCCAGCAAAGUAAGACUGCCUGACGCCACGUUUGCUGUGUUCUUUCCUCGAUGAUAUUUAUGUGCCAACGACACAUUGUUCUCUUUUUUUCCUUCUGAAAGUCACUGUUACUUGGGACUGAAGUAAUUGAAUACUUCAUCUCAUCUCUGCCUUAUUGAACGGGAGUUCUAUCAAAAUAGUCAAUGUUGAAGUUCAUAUAUAUAUACAUAAAGCAAAUGACUGAUUUAUGUAUACAACAUGUUUCAUUUGUGAUUGUUAUAUUGUUGGCCUUAUUCUAUUGUGCAGUGAUAGUCUUGUCCUUCAUUGAAAUGCUACUGUUCUUAUUGACUGCCUCGUUCUACUGUCAUGUUUUUACGUACGUGAUUUCAUCUUUACUAGUUUACAAUGGUACUGGUUACCGCUUAUUAUAUAGUAGCAAUACUCAGAGAAAGAGAUCUUGAAGUUAGGGUCAGAGCCAUUAGGGCCACAUUAUUCUGUUCUUCAAAUAGAUUUAGUCUGAGCUGGACCCUAAUAGGAUUCGCCCAAAUAUAAAGUCCCCACUGCACUAUGAUCCCAGGGUUUCUGUACAAAGUUGUCUUCCAGCGUUUCUGUAAAAGAGAUCAUGAUGCUAAUCCUUUGUGUGGACUUUAGGGGUAACUAGGUCUUGCAAUUUUUUUCUAAUUCAGCAAAUUCUAUCACUCAAGACUUUUUGAUUAUAUCAACAAAUAACAAAUUUGGUUUAGCCAGAACAGUGAAGUGCAAUGACCAUUAAUUUACUUUCUGGGAAAGUAUUUACCUUUCAAAUUGUUCAUGAUCGUGUUCAGGGUGAAGUGAACAUCUUUGUUCCUACUUCAUGAAAAUUUCAAAAGUUAAGUCUGUUUGAUCUUUAGAAAAAUAUAAAUUUAAAUUGUUCCAGGUCCUCUGAUUUUGUGUUACAUGAAUUUGUUGGAUAAACAUUCAAAAGGUGCUCCAAUAAAAGUGUGGUCUGAUCACAAGUAAAACUGUUUCACAUACAUUGUUGUUUUUAUCAUCGUUAUGAAUCGUUGUUGAUUUAUAUUUUUGUAAUCUCUGAUAAAAAUUGACUUUUUAAAUGACUAGUCAAAGCCUUGUUCUUGUGCCAUAGUGUCUUCAGAACGCAUGAAUCACCUAAUUUAUGCUUACAGCCACAGCGCAGGCGCUCCGUCAUUUCUGCUUUUUCAUGAUCGUACGGCACAAUAAAAACUUAUUUAUUAAAACCUGAA
Aplysia californica (California sea hare) is the source of this 4968-nucleotide messenger RNA. RefSeq names its product Krueppel-like factor 4. Gene Ontology annotation, molecular function: RNA polymerase II cis-regulatory region sequence-specific DNA binding; DNA-binding transcription factor activity, RNA polymerase II-specific. The coding region runs from base 158 to 1669 and encodes 503 amino acids. The transcript has 2 exons. The record is from RefSeq and is a predicted model, not a curated record. Lineage: Eukaryota; Metazoa; Mollusca; Gastropoda; Aplysiida; Aplysiidae. Gene Ontology annotation, biological process: regulation of transcription by RNA polymerase II.